This is a messenger RNA of Macrosiphum euphorbiae (potato aphid), 1410 nucleotides long. The record is from the annotation of a GenBank genome assembly. NCBI's taxonomy places the organism in Eukaryota, Metazoa, Arthropoda, Insecta, Hemiptera, Aphididae.
AUGCGUUUAGUGGCGGCGAUGUUAGCGUCACCGGUGCUGGCCGCGGUCCUCUGCUUGUUCGUCUGCAGUCGGACAAUCGUGGCGAUGGCACCUGGUGGCGGCAGUAGCGAUGGAGCCCUAUACUUGACGCCCCUGAUACAGGCAGGCCGGAUCAAGGAGGCGCGGGCCGCUUGCAAUGUGAAACCCCCGAAGGCGGCUGUCGAGAGCUACUCCGGUUACCUGACUGUGGACGAUAAGCACGGUUCCAACAUGUUCUUCUGGUUCUUCCCGGCAAUGAGCGGCGCCCCGGACGCACCCGUCAUGCUGUGGCUGCAAGGAGGCCCGGGUGCGUCCAGCCUCUACGCCGUGUUCAACGAGCACGGCCCGUUCUCGGUGGCCAAGACCCAUGGUCUCAAGCUGCGCAACCACACGUGGGUAGCCACACACUCAGUGAUAUACCUGGACAACCCCGUGGGCACAGGGUACAGCUUCACCUCCGACGACGAAGGUUACAGCGUCAACCAGGCAUCCGUAGGCCGCAACGUGUACAUUGCCUUGGUGCAGUUCUUCACGCUGUUCCACGAGUACCAGAACAAUGAUUUCUACGUGACCGGCGAGUCGUACGCGGGCAAGUACGUUCCAGCCGUGUCGUACUCCAUCCACCUCAACAACCCCGGAGCCAAGGUCAAAAUCAACCUCAAGGGGCUGGCCAUCGGCAACGGUUUGGUUGACCCCAUCAACCAGUUGAUGUACAGUGAAUACCUGUAUCAGCACGGAUUCGUCGACGAGUACGGUAAACAAGAGUUGGAAGAGCUGGAGAGCACGGCCCGCGUCCAAAUCCUCCGCAAUGACUUCCAAGGCGCUUUCCGGUCUUUCGACAAACUACUGAAUGGCGACAUCUAUCCAUAUCCGUCGCUGUUCCAGAACCUGACUGGCAUGCAUUACUACUUCAACAUGCUGUGGGACCGGGACCCGACGCCGUACGGUGACUGGGAGAAGUACGUGCAAGAGCCGUUCAUGCGAGAAGCACUGCACGUGGGCCAGAGGCCGCUAAACAACGGCUCGCUGGUCGAACUCCACCUGGCCAAUGACAUGAUGCAGUCGGUGGCCUCGUGGCUUGCCACCCUGCUGGACGCCGGCCAGUACCGUGUUCUGUUGUACUCCGGACAGCUGGACAUCAUUGUGCCUUAUCGGGGCACGAUGAACAUGGCACAGUCACUGAAGUGGUCGGGCGCGGAGGGGUUCCAUAACGCGACGCGAACCAUUUGGCGGGUGGGCCACGAAAACGCGACCGUCGUGGCUGGUUACGCGACCACGUCCGGUCCGCUGACCGUGUUGCUGGUCAGGGAUGCCGGUCACAUGGUACCGGCAGAUCAGCCAAUCUGGGGCCUGGACCUGAUCAACCGAUUCACGACUGGCAAACCGUUUUGA